UGUCAAACAGUUUGCGUGGCUUGUUUAUGCUUCCACAAUUUCCAUACGUUAGAGCAUUUCCAAUGAUAAUAUCUGACAAAAAUCGCCUUCCCAUUAAGCUUCAUACAUGUGACAAAAAUCCCUCUGUCCAUUAAGGUUGCAGAGUCUGGCUUUAGACCUGCUAAUUGCAUUUGGUUUAAAGAUGAAAAUAUUUAAGACGAAUAUCGUGCAAUCAUGGCAUUUCAUGAGACCGCAUUUCUAUGGGUAUCCUGUGAAACAGUUCAGGUGCGUCGCCUAUGCUUCCACAUUAUGCAUACUUGUCUACGAGGGCAGUUGCAGUUACAAUAUGUGACAAAAUUCCUUUAUGUGGCGGAUGUCCAUAUCCCGUUCCAAAGCUCCCAUUUUGUCAUAGGCAGGGAGGAUGCUGGUAAAAAUUGCAGAGUCUGGAUUUACACCAACUAAUUACAUUCAUUGAAAGUGCAAAAAUCCUUUUGAACAGACACAGUUUGCAGCUCGGAUGUCCUGCAACUGUUGCAUUUAACGAGACCACAUUUAUUUGAGGUAUCCUGUAAAACAGUUCAAGUGCGUUGUCUAUGCUUCCAAAUUUUAGAUUCAUGUCUACCAGUGCAGUUCAAGCAGCAAUGGUGGACGUCCAUACCCUGUUCCAAAGCUCCCAUAUUGUCAGAGGCCUGGAGUAUGCGUGAAAAGCGUUAGCGUUGGGGACAAUAUAGAUACAGGCGGGAGAAAAGGGUUCAAAAAUAUUUAAAAUUUGAGCGGGAUUUACAGUGGACGGUAACGGUUAGUGGAAACGGCAAAGGGGACGGACUAGAGGGGGCCACACCAGCCACCUAAGCGGGUCAACGCUUAGAGUGUGCUGGUUAAGCCAGGCCGCCUGGAAGGCAAAUUUAGCCCAGAUUUCCAUUAAUUGGCCUCCCAUUGAAGAUUCACCAGUUUCUCUGCAGGCCAGACCUUGUGCCCUAUGCCCCGGCGGGCUUGUAAAUACUGUAAUUUUAAUUUCAUUAAAUUGAUUUGAGACUGAAAUUUCUCUUUCGGUCACACUUGCUUCGUUUCGCUGCCUUCAAAUCAAGAUGGAGGAGGGGCGGGAGACGCUUGGGGUGAAGCUCCGCAAUUUCGAGUUGAGAGAUGUGGACGAUUUCAUGGUUUGGGCGAGCGAUGAGGAGGUAACCAGACUCUGCAUGUGGGAGACAUAUAGAUCGAGGGAAGUAGCAGAGAACUACAUACAGAAAACAGCCAUGGUGCACCCCUGGUACAAGGCUAUCUGCGUUGGCGACAGGGCCGUGGGAGCUAUCUCCCUCGAUCGAAGCGCAGACACUACCUCCUGUAGGGCCGAGAUUGGAUAUGUGGUGGCGCGCAGGUGGUGGGGAAAAGGCGUUGCCUCCCAGGCCGUCCACUUGGCUCUGUCCACGGCCUUCGUUGACAUGCCAGGUUUGGAGCGCGUCGAAGGCCUGGUAGAACCCCACAAUUUGGCUUCUCAGAGAGUUUUAGAGAAGGCCGGGUUUGUCAAGGAAGGGCUGCUCAGGAAAUAUCGUAGGGCCAAGGGAAGAACUAGGGAUUUGUAUAUUUACAGGUUUCUUGACACCGAUUUGCGUCAGUCUACUUGAUAGCUGAGAUUAGCCGUAAAAUAGUGGUAAGUUUUAUUGCCCUAACUCGAACCCGGGAUCUCUUGUUUCUGGUCUUAAAGUUUUAUCUUACCAAAUGUAAAAAGAGUAAAUAUUCGUUGAAUUUUUAUUAGCAUGGAUAUUUUAAAUACAUCGAUUUAGAA
This is a messenger RNA of Cryptomeria japonica (Japanese cedar), 1762 nucleotides long. RefSeq lists its product as uncharacterized. Gene Ontology annotation, molecular function: acyltransferase activity, transferring groups other than amino-acyl groups. Bases 1068 to 1601 code for a protein of 177 amino acids. The record is from RefSeq and is a predicted model, not a curated record. NCBI's taxonomy places the organism in Eukaryota, Viridiplantae, Streptophyta, Pinopsida, Cupressales, Cupressaceae. The transcript has a single exon.